UCGGCCGUUUCCGGAAGCGUUCGGGAAUCUUCGGGAGCGGCUUUAAAGGGGCGAGCGGAGCGGGGCGUCCCGGGCUGAGAGAAGAAAGAGGCGGCGACGGAGGUCCUGGCUCUCGGUCUCAUCCUCCGCGAUGCUCGCCGACAGUUUGGUGGAAGAGUUCGAGAUCCGCGAGGAUGAGCCUUGGUACGACCAGCAGGACCUGCAGCAAGAUCUCCAUCUUGCUGCUGAGCUUGGGAAGACGUUGUUGGACCGGAACACCGAGUUAGAAACUUCUCUGCAGCAGAUGUAUUCUACCAAUCAAGAACAACUGCAGGAAAUAGAGUAUCUUACAAAGCAAGUGGAACUUCUGCGUCAGAUGAAUGAUCAGCAUGCCAAAGUUUAUGAGCAGCUUGAUGUUACUGCCAGAGAACUAGAAGAUACUAAUCUAAAACUGGUUGCCGAUAGUAGAUCCUCACAGCAAAAGAUACUAAGCUUAACAGAGACAAUCGAAAGUCUUCAAACACACAUUGAUGACCUCCAGAGGCAAGUGGAGGAGUUGAAGAAUUCUGGGCAAGGCCUUGUGAACCGUGAAAGGUCUGAGCAGCCAAGAUCCGUUCACAGUUUUUCAUGUCUAAAGGAACUGUACGACCUUCGCAAGUAUUUUGUUUAUGAUCAUAUCUUUGCGGAAAAGAUUACCUCAAUGGACAGUCAGCUAAGUCCUCUAGAGGAAGAAAACCAGAACCUAAAAAAGGCGGUAACUCUCUUGCAAGCUCAGCUCGGUCUGGAAAAAGAGAAGAGGAUGACCAUGGAGGAAGAGUAUAGUCUCAUGCUGAAGGAGAAUUGUGAUCUUGAACAAAAGCUGAUGGAUGUUGAUCUGUACCGAGCCAGAGCUGAAGAGCUGGAGGUAGAAGUGGCAGAAAUGAAGCAAAUGUUUCAGUCUGAAAACACAUUUGUUAAUGGGGUGGAAAAGCUUGUUCCAGAGUCCUUCUUCAUUUCCUUUAAAGACUCUAUAGAGAGAGAGCUGAGUCAGAGCCCUUCAGAUGGCUUGCCUUUUGCUGUCCCAGAACUUGACAAACGGGCUCUUAAAAGAAGCAGCAGCGAGACCUUCCUUGCUAGCGGCGCAGGUGGGGACCUUCUAAAAGGCCACGAAGAAACCUGUAUUCGACGGGCAGAAGCUGUGAAGCAAAGGGGCAUUUCUCUACUUAAUGAGGUGGAUGCACAGUAUAAUGCUCUGAAAGUCAAGUAUGAGGAGCUCCUGAAGAAAUGUCAAAUGGACGAAGAGUCGCUGAAACAUAAGGCUGUGCAGACCUCAAAGCAGUACUCCAAAGAUGUAAAUGUGGGGAAUGUAUCCUCGGACCCAUGUACUAGAGCACCCGCUUCUACAAGUGCUGACCCAAACUGCUUAUCUCCAAGUAGUCCACCUGAAUACAAACUUCUCUUUAAGGAAAUCUUCACGUGUAUCAAGAAAACCAAACAGGAAAUAGAUGAACACCGGGCAAAGUAUAAAUCUUUCUCUUCUCAGCCUUAAUUUCUUUCUUAAUGAAUGUACACGUUAAUAUUGCAUUAGGAAACAACUUGUUCUUGAAAUUGCCCUUUAACGUUUUGUAUGAAAUACGAGAUUGCAUGUUUGUCUUUUCCCAGGGUAUGAGUAGGGUUUUUUUUGGUUAGGGUCCACCAGGAUAGUUACGUCCAUUUGGAACCAUUGAUUCCACUAUAUUGUAACCCAAGUUGCUCAGGGUCAGUUACUGACACUCUUUAAUGAGCAAAGCUGAAUUAAUAAGCUUUCUCUAUAUGUAAUUUCACCCUAAAUUGCUUAUUUAAUGGUUUGAAAUAACUGCUGUAGUCAAUUUGUAAGAGAUACGAGAACCAAGCAGUAGUUUCGUAUGUACAGAGUUGUCACUAUUGAAAGCCUGGGCUUAGAUUUUUUUUCCCCCUGUGUCACGUGUUGAAAAUUAGAAAGUCUUAAGUAGUAUUCAGUGGCAAUUCAGAUGCCAAGCAUGGUGUACCUUUACGUUGUUUACAAGACUGGCACUACUUUUAUUUAUUUUUCUCUCUGAUUUAAUGUUUGGCUCUGAAUAUUGUAUGCUUUCGUCAGAAAUACUAUUGUAGAAGACUAUGGCAAACAAUUCCAGACAGAUCAGCUGUUUGCUUGACUUGCUUAAAUCGACGUGAUAUUGUUUCUUCUAAAAAUCCAGUCUCUUCCCUGUCUUAAGAGGCAGAGGUAUUCAUAAGGGAAUUCAGAGUAUGGCCAAUGAUCCAUGUUCAUCUUUGACUUGCACACUUUAAUGGUAUUUCUAUUGAAUGUUUCUGAGUACUAUAAACUCAGAAUUGCUUCUGAAGGCAAGCAAACUGUCUCUAUGUCUUACUAGGGUUUUGGAAACGCUUUUUGACCCACUGAAGAGGCAGCAAAAAUUCUUCCUGUGAAGGGAGGGCACUGCUUUUUGUGUGUGUGUAGAUAAUGUGAAUUAGGUCCCAGUGACACAUCCUCAAACUCUUCCAUUGCCUAAAUAAUUUGAACUGAGUAUCUGAUACUGGUAUAUAAAAAUGCUAAGGGUGUUAACACACACACUCUAAUUUCACAACAGAUUAACAACUUAAGUUUAUGAAAGCUAUCUACCAGGUGGCUAACUUUAGCCUAUGAUCAGUAAUGUUUCCUAAGUCAUGAUGCUCCAGCACAACCUGGGGAAGUAUUACUGCAGUCUCAGUUAGAUGUAGAUUAAACCAGUAACCAUUGCUCCUGUGCACUUGAAAUGCCAUUGUUGUAGCAAAUGUUUCGCAUGUAAAAGGGAUUAUGACGUAGUUAUUUGAGGACUGACGGCAGGGGUAUGGCCCAGUAGUAGUUGUUGUCCAUUAGCCAUAGCUAGUAGCAAUGGGAGCUGUGUUCCAGGAGCACCUAUAGGGUCACAAGUUAUCCAUCCCAACUGAAAGCCAAAGAUGGACCCUGUACACAGUUCUAGUUUUGCUGCUAAUGGGGCACUUGAUGCAAAGUCUGUUUGGUUCAUUUUUAGUGGUUUAAAAAAACAACAAUCCUGCGAUUAAUUGAAGAUGGGAAAUAGCUUCCUCUUACACAGAAGGCCUUGAGAAAAGCUGUAAAAAGGGAGUAGGUACAUUUUAAUCAUACACUAUGUCUUGGCUGCUGAACCUGGGAGUACAGUUCGAGAACAUAAAAGAACAACCAUACAGUUAUUGAAAAAUUACUGGAUAUGGAGCAACUUCAGCAGGUAGAGGGUAUGUUCUCAGAAUACAAGAACAGGAUGAGAGGACUUGCUCAAAAUGAAGUUUAAAAAAUUAGAAGGUGGAAAACAGUUAACUAGCACUACGAAGGAUGAGUUGUUUUUUCCAAAACCGAAAACAUGCUACACCUGCCAACAACAGUGAUGCAUAGUUAUCACUUUCCUAGCUAGGAACAAGAUGAAACUUGAGCUGCCCCAGAAAUGGUAUUGCAGCUUUAAUUCAGUUGCUGCUAUUUGCAAAUUUCUCUGCCUUAUGUACAGUGUCAAAUGAGAAUUGCGUGUUCCAUUUGAAUUAAGCUUUCUGUGUAUGGAAACGUAUCCCAAACGGCUUAUUUAAGUUUAUUUAAAGUGUUGUUAAAAUAUUGUGAAUAUUUUGUAAAAAGCAAAUAAACCCCUUCAGCCACUAAGUUAGUGCUGCUGUUUUUUGUAUGUCGGCACACAGGAGCCUAGGUAAGGUUUUUGGGGGACAAAAAGUGAGAUUUCAGGUCAGACUCCGCCGAUUGUAUGCAGUAUAUUAAAAGCAAUAGUACUCUCCUACAUGGAUUACAAUGUUAGCUUGCUUGGCUUGACAAGUGGGCAAUCUUUUAAAUUUGCUGUCAAAAGGCCACUUGUACUGACAGAUAAGCAAGUUUUCCUCCUAUUUAGCGUUCACUUUUAACUAAAGUGUAAAUAUAGCUGUCUUACGUCAAAGUUAUUUAUUUACCCACCCCACCCCUGUUGUAAUGUUUUUUCUGCUCUGAUUCAUUUCAAAAACAGACUUUUAUAGCAAGGGUGGAAAUGGUGACGGGGGAAACUAGAGCGACCAAUGCUAUGGCCAUGCACAUGCUCUGAGAGGCUGCUGGAGUGGUCUGACCACUUAGGAUCUGAAU
This is a messenger RNA of Sceloporus undulatus (fence lizard), 4081 nucleotides long. It is a transcript of the gene CDR2, whose product is annotated as cerebellar degeneration related protein 2. The transcript has 5 exons. The coding region runs from base 131 to 1507 and encodes 458 amino acids. Lineage: Eukaryota; Metazoa; Chordata; Lepidosauria; Squamata; Phrynosomatidae. The record is from RefSeq and is a predicted model, not a curated record.